Larimichthys crocea (large yellow croaker) is the source of this 5159-nucleotide messenger RNA. RefSeq names its product chitin synthase 1 (gene chs1). Gene Ontology annotation, molecular function: chitin synthase activity. Gene Ontology annotation, cellular component: cell periphery; cell septum. The record is from RefSeq and is a predicted model, not a curated record. Lineage: Eukaryota; Metazoa; Chordata; Actinopteri; Sciaenidae. The coding region runs from base 285 to 4544 and encodes 1419 amino acids. Gene Ontology annotation, biological process: chitin biosynthetic process. The transcript has 35 exons.
GACAUUUCAACACAGUUGGUCUUCAGUCGUCCUCAGUUAAAGGCUUCUCAACAUGAACGCGAUUUUAAAAUAAGUAUAUUGGAAUUGGAGUUGGAAUGUCACAUCAUUUUAAUUUUACUUUGAGUGACUGAAACUUCUUUGGCCGAUAUUUGAGUUUGGAAGAAAUUUUGUAAGCGGGAGGCGAACUGAAGCAAAGCUUUAUUGAAGAGAUACAAGGGACUGCUGAAGACUGAAAGAUAAAGACUCUACGUAACCCACCAUAAGGAGUGGAGUAGGCAAGCAAGAUGGAGGAACUGAAAAACAGAGGAAAGAAAAGAGAGACAAGACACAGUGAUACAUGGGAUCCAUUCCAGCUGAACCCAAUAGGAGCUGAGAAGGAAAGUAAGAGAACAUGUUUCCAAGUGGCCCAGUACCUGGUGGCUGCUUUUGUGGGGAUAGCUGUCUUGACCAGUGCUGUUAUCGCCAAGGGCGCUCUCUUGGUGUUGUCAACAUUGUCCAGUCCAACCUCAAUGCGCACCCCAAAGGAAAGACAGUUCUACAUGCUGAUGCUGGUUUUCUGUCUGGUCUUCCCCAACUUCCUGGUGUUUCUUAAAUCACUGUGGAGGUGUGCCUUCAGGAGCUUUGUACAGCCUAACAUGAGGAUCAUGGGAUUCAUCUGUCUCAUUGAGUGUACGGUGUCUCUUGGUACCUCAGUCCUGGUGCUCGUCGUUAUGCCUCAGUUUGAUGUGUUGACCAAUCUCUUCAUCAGUGGAGGAGUCUGUAUCGUUUCUGCCAUUCUGCAAAUAGUAUUCAGACUACAGAGAGAAAAAUGGAAAAUCAUUUUCCCAGUCUGCUCCCUCAUUCUCACAGUUGCCGGUUACUGCCUACUGGGGAUUGACUACUAUGUUCGUGUAACGUCGUUUGUGGACACACAGAGCGAGGACUGCUAUAUUUACAUUGGAAUUGGAAUUUUCUCUUCACUCCUCAUCUCCUUUUGCUGGUGGGAAAAUACAAUGCAAGCCACUAACCGUAUGCAGGAAACACUGUCAGAUUUGGACGGUUACAGGGACUUUGUAUUUGUCAUCAGCAGUAUUCUGAGGAUAAUAGUGAUAGGAGGAGUAUACGUGUUGUACCAUUGGUUUAUUGAGAAAUCUAUCUACUGGGACGACUUUAAACUGGGGAAAGAUGACUGGGAAUUACUGCAAAUAGGUCUGGUGUUGUUGUUCUUACAGGCCUUCUGCUCAGCAGCCUGCCACUGGUUUGGCGUGGUGGCCUGUAAGAUUCAUGCAGUCAGGAUGAGUUUUGCGCUGCCAGUAUGUUGCACAGGACCUACAGUGCUACUGUUGGGACUCGUACUUUUCUUAACCCAGGCAGAAAGAUUGGAUGGAGCACACCAUGGGAACAUCACAGAGUUUUGUGAAAGUUUGCGCUACUUGAGCGAAAAGAACUCCACCCCUGUGGUUUUGCUGGAACUCACAAAGAGCAUAUGUCGGACUUCACUCAACAGCUACUACCUGCAAUGGCCUUUUUUAAUGCUGGCACUGGAGGGAGUGUGUAUGUGGUCAGGCUUCGUCACAUGCACCUACUACGUAUGGAAGAUCAAGGUCCAGCGCAUAGAGAGAACCUCUCAGCUCUUUGUUCGUCGCCUCUAUGAAUCUGCUUUCAUUGACCUGUCGCUGCUACUGAACACCAAGAUGAAGGUGCCACGAGCACGAAACCAAGAGAGCCAAGAUGACAUGCAGAAAUGUGUGAUCUAUCUUUGUGCCACCAUGUGGCAUGAGACCUAUGAUGAAAUGUUGAAAAUUCUCACCUCUAUGUUCAGGUUGGACCGCUAUCGAGGUGACCCAAACCAGAAACAUAACGACUGUUUUGACUUUGAGUGUCACAUUUAUGUAGACGACGCCUUCAUGACUGACGAGGAAACAAACCAGAGGCUGGUUAAUAGUUACGUUAAUGACCUGACCCAAGUUGUCAUCGAGGUGUAUAGGGUAUUUACCAACAAAGAACCAGAUGAUGUGUCGAUCAUUGAGACCCCCUAUGGAGGCAGGCUGAUGUUCGUUAUGCCAGAAGGCAACAUGCUUUAUUUCCACCUUAAAGACAAAAGUCUCAUCAGGAACAAGAAAAGAUGGUCACAGAUUAUGUAUCUGUAUUACUUACUCGGCUGGAAGGGCUACGUCGUCAAGAACCCUCAGAAGAUCACACGCCAUAAUAACCCCUGCAGAGCCAGUCUAAUCUCUAUGGAUGGCGAGAGUUAUCUGUUGCCUCAGUACAGCAAUGACGACAAGAGAAAAUCCAUCUCAGAUGACCACACUUACAUUCUGGCUCUGGACGGAGACACCGACUUCCAGCCUAAAGCUGUGAUUUUGCUUGUAGACAGGUUGAGGAUGUAUUACAAUGUGGGUGCAGCAUGUGGUAGAAUCCAUCCUACUGGUAUGGGUCCCAUGGUGUGGUACCAGAAGUUUGAGUAUGCAGUAGGCCACUGGCUACAGAAGACAGCAGAGCAUGUGUUUGGCUCUGUGCUGUGCAGUCCAGGAUGUUUCAGUCUGUUCAGAGGGUCGGCUUUAAUGGAUGACAACGUGCUGAAGAGAUACACAACCACUGCAUCCCAAGCUUCAGAAUAUGUUCAAUAUGACCAAGGGGAGGAUCGUUGGCUGUGUACUUUGUUACUCCAGCAAGGAUGGCGUGUGGAAUACAAUGCUGCAUCAGAUGCAUACACCAACUCACCACAGGAGUUCAAAGAGUUUUAUAACCAGAGGAAACGAUGGGGACCUUCUACACUGGCCAAUACACUUGAUCUUUUGCACAGUGGUGGGGAGACAGUGAAGAGAAACAUGUCCGUCUCCAGGCUUUACAUCCUCUACCAGAUGUUCACUGUUGGUUCCUCUAUCCUUGGUCCAGCCUCUGUGACUCUCAUGAUAGCAGGUGCUUUCCAAUUUGUCUUCGGCCUCGAUGGCGAAAUUUCCAUCAUCGUUGCAAGCGUUCCUCCCGUGUUCUACAUCAUCCUCUGUUUUAUAACCAAGACCAAUACCCAAAUAACCAUCGCUGCCAUUAUGAGUAUUCUGUACGCAUUCCUCAUGACUGCAUCCUUCUUUUCUAUCAUCGGUGACAUGGUGAUUCAGGGUACUUUCAUAACCCCCACUGGCUUGUUUUUGAUUUCUAUGUCAGUCAUGUAUUUGGUGACAGCUUUACUACACCCAGAGGAGUUCGGGAUGAUUAUCUAUGGUCUGAUGUAUUUCAUCUGUAUCCCCAGUGGAUACCUCCUACUGACCAUCUACUCACUGGUUAACAUGAAUGAUGUGUCCUGGGGCACAAGGGAAACCAACAAGGGAGGAGCAGAAGUGAAGAAAAUGAAUAAUGUUCUGUGUAAGAGAGACUGUCAACUCUGCUGCUGGGACAUGAAGAUAGAGGUAUCACAGGAAACAGAGAAUCUGAUGAUUCAGAAGAUCACAGGUCAAACUGCACAACAAGCUCUUCUCAAUCCAAUCACCACUGGGGAAACAACUCAACAGGCAGAUGCAAAGUUGGAACCUCAAGCCAAAGUCGACACAACCAAACAAGAAGCUGUGUUUGAGAAAGGGGAUAAGAAACCUGAAACUGACAAACCGGAGAGAAAGUCAAGAAAAGGCAAGGACGUUGCUUAUAGUGACACAAGUUCAUCCAACCAAGAUUAUAUGAGUGAUAUGAGUGAUGAUGACGAUGACUCCAGGAUUGAUGAACUCGAGAAGAUGCUGGAGGAGCCUCCUGCGAGUGACUGGGUGGAGCCAGUAAAAGACGUGUUUUUGAAGAAGCUGACGUAUGCCAACAUGAAGAGAAAUCUACAAGAACAAAUACGAUAUUCACUUCGCAACAAAGACGAUGAUGACGUGUGUGAAGAUUUGGUCCAAAUGUUAACAGACACUCUUAAUAGAGAACUAAUUGGAGUGGGACCUGAGACUGUUCUGUCAAAAAGUCAACUGGAAUCAUUACAAUCUGCACUGGAACAGCAGGCACGGCAUACCCUUAAGACCAAUCACAUGGAGAAAUUACUGAAGAGAGUACGGAGAGCCAUCGAUAAAACACUGACUGCCCCAAAAGUGCAAAAGCUAGAUGAGGCUGAGGAUGACUUCUGGAACAAGUUAAUCGAUCGCUACUUGGAACCUAUCACUCAGACUAAAGAGCAUAAGGAAAGGAUCUCCAAAGAACUGAAGUCACUGCGCAACAAGGCAGUCUUCCUGUAUUUCAUCAUCAACGUGCUGUGGGUGGUAGCUACUUUCUUCCUGCAGGCCAUUGGAAGUGAUAUCAUCAGCAUCAAGAUCCCUAAAUACUAUCCAAAUGGAACUCUAUCUGAAGACUCCCUCAAGGUGGAGCCUCUCAGUUUGAUGUUCCUGUUGUCAUUUGCUGUUCUUCUCCUUAUCCAGUUUCUGGCCAUGUUAUAUCACAGGAUCUACACUCUGAUCCAUGUCGUGUCCUAUCGCAGCACAGAGAAAGACUACAAACCGAAAGAAGAGGGUGAUGAUGAUGAGGUUGGCAUGACUUUGGAGAAUCUCAAUGCCAGGGGACUUACCAUUACCAGUGAUGACCUGUAAUCAGAAACAACCAACCAUAAUGGUGAAACACAAUAACCAGACGACACUCGACAUCCUCAGUGGCAAUCAAACAGCUGGUGUCUCAACAAUAAAGAGCAAGCAUUCAAAUAGUCCGUUUUUAACUUAUAAUGUACAAAUAGACAGUCAGUCUUUGUAGACUGGUCAUGGCAUAACUGAAAUCAAUUAUAAAUGUUUUUAAUGAUCAAGUGUGCUCUUAAGACUUGUUAUUCUCUUUGAAGUGUAAUUGAAUUUUCUUAUCUAAAUUUUAGGUCUGAAAGUAGAAGAUUUUUAAAUGCGAUAUUUGCACAUUAAAUAUUGUGAGGAACAUUUUAUUGUGAAACUUUAAAUAUUUUAGACUUCGUUUCUGGUGUAAUUUAGACACACGUGUUGCUUUUUUAAUAUUGUGUAAACAUCAGUGUAAUUAUGUUUAUGUAUACCAACUGUAACAUUGCACUUUACAAGUGUCUGAUUUGAUUAAAUUGCUUGCUAGAAAUAAGCCUUUUAUACGUCAGUUGUAUUUCAAAAGCUUACAAGGUCUGACUCAUGACAGCAGCACAUGUUCAUCUUCUCAUGCCACUGACUUGCUUUAUAUUUUGAUUGGAUACAAUAAAAGAC